This is a messenger RNA of Cadophora gregata, 1335 nucleotides long. RefSeq lists its product as uncharacterized. Lineage: Eukaryota; Fungi; Ascomycota; Leotiomycetes; Helotiales; Ploettnerulaceae. Gene Ontology annotation, cellular component: nucleus. The transcript has a single exon. The record is from RefSeq and is a predicted model, not a curated record. The coding region runs from base 1 to 1335 and encodes 444 amino acids.
AUGGAAGCACCAGCUGCACAAGAGUUUGAGGCAGCACUGACUUUGUGCCAAAUGAGUGGAGGACCAAUCCACUUCGGCCAAAAUGGAUCAGGGGCUUCCAUUCCAGUUGUCAACCCCAACCCCAUCCCCAACUACCGUAUUGACCCUCGCGGCCUGAUCUGGGAGCCACCAGUCCCCAUUCCUUCUGCUCCCUAUCAUCCAGCUAACCCAGCACCCGCACGAGCCCGCAAUCAGACAAGUCAACGACGACCAGUUGGCUGGGUCCGGCUCCGACCGGCUGAUCAUGGCAUUGGACAAGCCUUCGCCACGAUAAUGGAUAGCCCACCACGUGCUCGUCAGAACCUCAAUAACACAAGACCAGCCCUAGAAGCUCAGUCCAUCCGAGAACCUGUUGUACUAGCACCUGCCCGGCUCCUCUUCCAUCGACCAGGUUUCGCCCAUGAGGAGUGUUUCUUGCCUGAGGAGCUCGCACAUCAUGGACCCCAGCAAACUAAUCAGACCCCAUAUUUCCCAGGCAGCUCACUACAUGGCGCUUGGAAUAUGGGUCACCGUCCUGCAGAUAUGAUGUCCGGACAGGCGGUUGAAAACUGGAUACCACAUCAGACCAACCAGAACCCUCGUAUCUUCGGUGCUCCCAGCCAGGCACGCGCUGAUACCGGUUCUGCAUCAUCGGGUAGUUUCGAAAGAUAUCAUGUACAUGAACAACAUCAUGUUGAACAGAAUUCUUACUCCAGUUCCCAGGUCAAGCAAGGAGUGGUGCUGAAUCCAUUCUCAGAUCCUGCAGCACAGCUGCACGUGUACCAAUCUCCCAACCAGGAGAUACCACCAGUCCAGCCAGCACCAAAAGUCGUCGCCGUCAGGAAGAGAACUCCACUCCCCGACCGCCCUCUCCGAUGCUCAAAGUGUGCAAAGGGAUUCACUCGCAUGGCUGAUCUCAACAAGCAUCUUGGACUCUCGGAAGACUGCUCCAGAAUCUGGGAAUGCCACAUGUGCGACAAGACCUUCAGAGGAGGCCGUUGGCUGCUGAGACACCACUUGAGAAGGGCACAUGGCAGCCAGAAGUGUCCAUACUGCCCCCAGGUCUACCUGAACCCAUCCGGGCGAGACCAGCACAUCCGUAAGAGGCAUAGCAGAUGCAAUGUCUGCGGAGAUUUCUUCAGCUAUGCUGAGGAUAUCGUUCCUCAUCUGUUGUCGGCGCAUGGUCCGACGCUUGCGAAGGCCCGCGGUGCUUCUGCCAAGAAGUCACCAGUCAGCCCCGACGAGAGUGAAGAUGCGGAUGAUGAUGAGGAUGAGGAUGACGAGGAAGAUGACGAGGAGGAUGAAGAUGAGGACUAA